AUGGAGUUGAUCAUGGACAAAUGGGUGAAGCCUUCAGUGGACAUCUCGAAGUGGGAGUUCUAUGACUUGAGUUGCAAGGAACGUGAUGCAACCAACGAUCAAGUCCUGAAGGACGCUGUAGCUGCUGGAGCUCGAAUCGGUUCCAUCUUCAAAGAGCCGACCAUCACCCCCACGAAGGAACAGAUGGCGUCCAUGGGCCUUACCAAAGCUUUGGGCUCACCAAACGGAUUGAUGCGUCGGGGUUGGAAUGGAAUCACUAUCUCCCGGGACACCAUUCACAUCCCUGGCAUCGAGUUGGGCUUCAAGAGACCCGUGCUCUUCGAGCGCCAUGCCGUGGGCGGUGAGUAUGGAGCUGGCUGGAAGAAGGUGGGCAAGGGACGGGUGCUCACCACUUUCUUUCCAGAAAGCAUGGAUGAGGGAAAACCCAUCAUCGUGGACGGCCGGGAGGUGAAGGAUGAUCGAAGUUGCGUUGUGGUCUAUGACAACCCGUUGGACAAUGUGGAGGAUUUGGCGCACAUUUUCUUCCAGCGCUGCCUUGAAGCCAAGGUGGUUCCUUAUGUGGUUACCAAGAAGACCGUCUUCAAGUGGCAAGAAGGUUUCUGGCAGAUCAUGAAGGAAGUCUUCGACGCGGAUUACAAGGGAGACUUUCUGAAAGCGGGGCUCCUGGAGAAGACGCACGGUGAGUUGCAGCACUUGAUCAGCGAUGCUGCUACCAUGCAAAUCAUCCGUUGGACCGAUGGAGGUUUUGGCAUGGCCUGCCACAACUACGAUGGCGACAUGUUGACGGAUGAGGUGGCACAGGUGCACCGAAGUCCAGGCUUCAUCACGUCCAACCUCAUUGGAAAGAGAGAGGAUGGCGCGCUCAUCAAGGAGUUUGAGGCCUCCCAUGGUACUGUUGCCGAUCUUUGGCAUGCGCAUUUGCGUGGCGAAGAGACAUCCAUGAAUCCUCUCGGCAUGGUGGUGGCCUUGCUGGGGGCUAUGGAUCAUUCUGCCUCUUUGGCACAGGAUCCUCAGUUGCUGCAAGUGACUCAACACUUCACCAAGUGCUGCCAAGCAGCUGUUUAUGCAGCAUUCCGCAGCGGCAAAGGAACCAGGGACAUGGCAGGCCCUGAGGGGCAGACCACAGAGCAAUUUGUGAAUUGGGUGGCCGAAGAGCUUGGCAGGCGACUAGAAUCCGCAGAUGGGGCAAAGCUCGCGGACAUAGUGGAAGAAGAAACUGCCAAACCAGUUGUGAAAGUGUCACGGAAGUUCAGAAGAAACUACAAGGUCGAUGAAGGAAAAAUGCAGGCUAUGUUUGCCCGUUUUGACACGGACGGCAAUGGCAAGAUCGACUUCGAGGAAUUUGUUGAGCUGGCCCUGGAACUGGGUAUCGCCCCACUGGAGGACGAAGCCAUCAUCGCAGAGAUGGAACACCAGGAGCACAAGGCGGACCUGGAAGCUGCUCGAGGCCGAGUACGACGGUGGGCAUCCAUCGAAGAGCCCAGAUUAAUUUAG
Molecule: messenger RNA, 1494 nt
Organism: Cladocopium goreaui
Lineage: Eukaryota; Dinophyceae; Suessiales; Symbiodiniaceae
Source: the annotation of a GenBank genome assembly